Molecule: messenger RNA, 10745 nt
Organism: Alligator mississippiensis (American alligator)
Lineage: Eukaryota; Metazoa; Chordata; Crocodylia; Alligatoridae
Gene: ANO3
Product: anoctamin 3
Exons: 27
Coding region: 389-3490 (1033 amino acids)
Biological process (GO): chloride transmembrane transport
Cellular component (GO): plasma membrane
Molecular function (GO): protein dimerization activity; chloride channel activity
Source: RefSeq, a predicted model, not a curated record
UCUUAGCAGACAUACAGAUGUCUCCACUUAUCCUGUCUAUUUCUGUAGCAGCUAACAAAAAUACCAUAAUCGUGCUGUCACUCUAAGAACAGAGGAACUUCUUAAAGGAAUAUUUUUUUUUUUUAUCUUGGUGGACAAGUAGGCAAUUUAGAAAAUACUUUGGAGCUGAAAAACAACUAACUGGAAAUGGUAGAUCUCAGACUUUAAAAAGAAAUUGGACAAGCUUUUGCAAUACUAAGAUUUUCAAUCAGAGGGAAUUGCAAGUAGUUAAACCUAAAACUUUGGGAAAGCUGAACUGUUGUUGUUAGGCUGUUUAUUUUUAUGUUUGUUUUUUUUAAGUGGGAGGGGUGUUUUAUUAUUUUAAGACUUUAUCUGUGACUACCCUCCAAUGUCAGCUUCAAUAAUUGAACUGGAAAAUCUUUCUCCAGAAGAGAUCAAGGAUCAAAAUGAUUCAAAAUUUGACUUUAGGCAACAUAAUUUCAAAGAACUACCUGCUGAUCACUGCAGUCUUGAACUAUAUUGUUCACUUUCUGCACCUGCCGGUAUGAACACAAGCAAGAGUGAGACAGUGAAAGAACCUCCAUUAAAGCCUUCUAGAAGAUCCAUGCCAUGUUUAGCACAGAGCCAAACACAUCCUCAGAGCCUGAGCAAGCAUUCUUCGUUUCUUCAGCCAAAUCGCGUACAACCCCAGCCUCAACCCCAGCCUCUAAGUGCAGGGACAUCAACAGCUGUGGUCAAUGUAGUGUCAGAACGAGCUAAAGUGGUGGAGACCCUAGAAAACAAUUUACUCAAGCUGUCUAAUACAGAAUACAGUGAUUCAUUUGUAGAUAUAGGAAAAGACAAAGACACAUAUACAGAUGAUUCAGAGCAUGGGAAUUAUGAUUCUCGUACAGAUCAGUCACUACUUAUUCAAAACAAGCUUAUCAGACAGAAACCAGAACCUCGGAUUAAGUCAUCUUUGAAGAAUGAAAUGAAUGCCAUAGCAUCAUCAGGUCUCUUCUUCAAAGAUGGUAAAAAGCGAAUUGAUUACAUCUUAGUCUAUAAAAAAUCAAGUCUACAAAUUGAAAAAAGGAGCACUUUUGAGAAAAACCUGAGGGCAGAAGGUUUAAUGUUAGAAAGAGAGCCAGCUGUUACAAACAACGAUAUAAUGUUUGUUAAAAUUCACUGUCCAUGGGAGACAUUGUGUAAAUAUGCGGAAAGAAUGAACAUCAGGAUGCCUUUCAGGAAAAAAUGUUAUUACACUGACUGGAGGAGCAAAACGAUGGGCAGUUUGCAGAGGAACAUGAGGGAACUGAAAAGCUGGUUGCCCAGAAAUCCAAUGAAGCUGGACAAGGAGGCACUUCCUGACCUGGAAGAGACAGAUUGUUACACAGCACCAUUUAGCCGUGCACGUAUACACCACUUUACAAUCAACAACAAAGACAGCUUCUUCAGCAAUUCCACAAGGAGUAGAAUAGUGCACCACAUGCUACAGAGAACAAAGUAUGAAGAUGGAAAGUCAAAAAUGGGUAUCAAUAGGCUUCUCAAUAAUGGAACUUAUGAGGCUGCAUUUCCACCACAUGAGGGAAGUCACAAGAGCAGACAUCCCAUUAAAACACAUGGAGCUCAAAAUCAUAGACACCUAUUAUAUGAGCGCUGGGCACGAUGGGGAAUGUGGUACAAAUAUCAACCUCUGGAUUUAAUCAGGCGAUAUUUUGGGGAAAAAAUUGGCCUUUAUUUUGCUUGGUUGGGAUGGUAUACUGGAAUGCUCAUUCCUGCUGCACUUGUCGGGCUGUUUGUUUUCCUUUAUGGAUUAUUUACUAUGGACUCCAGCCAAGUAAGCAGAGAGAUCUGUGAAGCAAAUGAAACCAUCAUGUGCCCUAUGUGUGAACGCAAUUGCACCCUGCAGAAACUCAAUGAAAGCUGCAUAUAUGCAAAGGUUACGCAUUUGUUUGAUAAUGGAGGGACUGUCUUCUUUGCUAUUUUUAUGGCAAUAUGGGCUACCGUCUUUCUAGAGUUUUGGAAGAGAAGAAGAGCUGUGCUAACUUAUGACUGGGACCUCAUAGACUGGGAAGAUGAAGAGGAAGAGCUGCGCCCACAGUUUGAAGCAAAAUAUUCCGAAGUGGAGCGAGUAAAUCCCAUCACAGGAAAACCAGAACCUUUCCAACCAUUCCCUGAUAAACUUAGUCGACUGAUGGUGUCUGUCUCAGGAAUAUUCUUCAUGAUUUCUUUGGUACUCACUGCAGUGUUCGCAGUUGUGGUGUAUCGACUGGUAGCUAUGGAACAGUUUGCAUCUUUCCAGUGGCAUUUCAUCAAAAAGUACUGGCAAUUUGCAACAUCUGGCACUGGAGUCUGUAUCAAUUUUAUGAUCAUCAUGUCACUUAAUGUUGUAUAUGAAAAAGUCGCUUAUCUUCUAACAGAUUUAGAGCAUCCUAGAACAGAUUCUGAAUGGGAAAACAGUUUUGCCUUGAAAAUGUUCCUCUUCCAGUUUGUCAAUUUAAACAGCUCUAUCUUCUAUAUUGCUUUUUUCCUUGGCAGAUUUGCAGGCCGUCCAGGAAAGUACAACAAACUUUUUAACAGAUGGAGACUGGAAGAGUGUCAUCCUAGUGGCUGCUUGAUUGACCUGUGUUUGCAAAUGGGAGUUAUCAUGGUUUUAAAACAAAUGUGGAACAACUUCAUGGAACUAGGCUACCCGUUACUACAGAACUGGUGGUCACGACGCAAGAUCAAGAGAGGAGGGCAAUUGCUGGAGCAUAAAAUUUCUCUACCUCAGUGGGAGAAAGAUUGGAAUCUGCAGCCUAUGAAUCUCCAUGGAUUAAUGGAUGAGUACUUAGAGAUGGUUUUACAGUUUGGCUUUACCACCAUCUUUGUUGCUGCUUUUCCCCUGGCCCCUCUUCUGGCACUGCUUAACAACAUUAUAGAAAUAAGGCUUGAUGCAUACAAAUUUGUUACACAAUGGAGGAGACCUAUGCCUGCAAGAGCAACAGAUAUAGGCAUUUGGUAUGGAAUCCUUGAAGGAAUUGGAGUGCUGGCUGUCAUCACCAAUGCCUUUGUCAUUGCUAUUACUUCUGAUUAUAUUCCACGUUUUGUCUAUGCAUACAAGUAUGGCCCUUGUGCAGACCAAGGAUACACACAGGAAAAAUGUUUAAAGGGAUAUGUAAAUAGUAGUUUAUCGGUAUUUGAUUUGAAUGAACUUGAAAUGGGAUACUCAGGAUAUUGCAGGUAUCGGGAUUACCGAGCACCACCAUGGAGUUCAAACCCUUAUGAAUUCACCUUGCAGUUCUGGCAUGUCCUUGCUGCACGACUGGCUUUCAUCAUAGUAUUUGAGCACCUUGUUUUUGGAAUAAAGUCUUUCAUUGCCUACCUGAUCCCAGACAUGCCCAAAGACUUGUGUGACAGAAUGAGAAGAGAGAAGUACUUAGUCCAGGAAAUGAUGUAUGAGGCUGAAUUAGAGCAUUUGCAAAGGGAAAGGAAAAAGAACGGAAAACAGUAUCACCAUGAAUGGCCUUAGCUGAUACCAUGCAGCAGCAAAAACAUUAUAUGGAAACUGACUAAUGCAGGUCUAAAAUGAAGAAAGGAUCUGGCAAUAAGGGCCAAAAUUCAUAAUGUGUACAUAUGCUGCUGCUGGGAAAUAUAUCUGCAGGCUUUACUAGCAACUGGAAAAUACAUGCUUCCAAUGAAGAAAAUGGAUAGUCAUAUGCAUCAAUUGGUCUAUGGUCAAUAUCAGGUCUAUGCAUCAAUUGGUCUAUGGUCAAUAUCAAGGAGUUGCUAUUGGCUCAAGUGAAAGUACAAUGGAAGAUUGAGCAUUUUGGACACACCAGUAAAAAAAAGUUACAAUUAUAUUUUUCAUGCUAUUAAUCAAGAUAUCCACUAUGUAAUGAAAAUAGUCAUUGUCUAUAAAACUUUUACAGUAACAGCAUGAUGAAAAAAGAAAUUACAUUAUAUCCACUACUUCUACAGCUUUUGAUUGCUAGGUUUAAUUUGCCAUGCUUCUGAAAAAGGAGUAAGUGUCGCCUAUGUGGCCAUAACUUGAUAUAAACUUGAUAGAAAUCCUUCAGGCUUAUUGUUUUGUCAGGUUUGUCCUAGUCUCUUGCUGAGAUUGUGGAUGUGUUCCUGCCCUAAAAAGGUGGGUAUGAGGCUACUUAAUAUUUACUAUGCAGUCCAAGUUUUGCACAUCAUUUUGCAGGAAUCAUCUGUCUUUAUAAAUAAAACCAAAAAUUCUAAAUUCAAAAAAUAACCCAUUCAUUGAAAAAUGCACUGCAUUGCCCAUGUUUCAGCUUCAUUUGGAAAUAAAUGUGGCUAUUUGAAGUCUUUCCAUGUUGAUAUGCAAAAAAGUACCAUCUCUGCAUACUUCCAAAAUAAAUGAGCGAUCAUUUUCAUGCUAUAAUGUAGCAUGCAGAUAUAUAAUUGUGUCACUAUUACUUUCUGUUUGAUCUACCUGGACAGUAAUUCUAUGACUUCUCAAAAUGUUGACUUGAAAUGUCCUAUUGCAGUGGAAAUAUAUUUUUUUCAAGUAUACACUUAACUAUUUACAGUAUGCAAACUUAUGCAGAUAUAUCAGUUAUUCAGUAUAACGUUGUGUCUUGCUUGUCCAGGGGAAGAGAAACAGAGCACUUUAUAACAGUGCUGUCUCUGCUCUAGUAAUGUGCACUCCUUAUCUUGGGCUUAAUAAAUCCAAGCAUGGAAAUAAGAUAUCUAUAUAUUACUGUUAGAAUUAGAUCUUUUUGAUGCUUUCUUAAGAUUAAAAAAAUUGCAAAACCAACAAAGAGAAAAAAAAAUAAAUGUUCGCAUACAGAAUUGAACUCCAGUUCUCACUUGCAUAUGGGAUAGAGCAGUCUUACUUAUGGUUAUAAUUAGGGUUAUUUUAAUGUGGAAGAUGGUGUUUUAUUAUGAACAUUUCAUAAUAUGUGAAAAAAGAAGCACUAAACUAAAACAAGUGUGCAGGAUGCACUUGUGAGAGAGUGGACGGGACCAAAACCAUCCAGUUUCCUUUUUUUACAGUUUUAAAGCAUGGUUAUUAUUUAUGUCAGAGGAAAAGAAUUAAAAAUCAAAGAAAAUUUGCUUCAAUUUUAAGAUUCAUGCUAAUAUGCAAGAAAGCACAGUAACUAUAGCAAAUACAAGCUCUACCAUUAACCUUAAGGAUAAAGCUGCAAAUUGCUCAUUAAGUGCAGACGUGAAGAGUUGAAAUUUUCUUUCUUAGAAUAUCUUAUUUAGCUUGAGUGAAUGAUUCCAGAAUUUGUUUGCACAAAUUAAAAUUUCAUCUUAUGUUAUUUCAAGUAUCACUGAAAGAGGGAAAAUGUGUAUUGGAAAAUUAUUUUAAUAGUCCAAAGUCCAUUGAAAUUGUUGAAAGGGCCCUUUUUGUUUUUAGUGGGUGCACGUUGUGUUCUCUGUUAAUGAGAAAUUACCACUUUUUUUACCACAUUGUAUGGGUUUCCAUAACAGUGCAUGGCAGGGUAGAGUGGAGGGGACAGGUCUAAUAAAAAUUUAUUAGCCAAUAGUUCUAUUUUACUAGGCCCAUUCAACUCAGACUCUCCUGUGCUUCCAUUUAAGUGGAAGGAUUUCAUUGUGUUCUGUUUACACUGUUUUCUCAAUCCCAUAGCAUUCCUAAAAGAAAUCCUUACUGCGCUUCUGUCCAGUGCUUAAGAUAUCUGUAUUAUAUGAUUUAAUGUAUUAAAUAUCCAUUUUGUAUUGUAGGGUAGAGCAUCCCUAGCCCCAUUUAGUUUCAACUAUUAACUAGUAUGAAGUCAUUUUGUGCACUAUUUGUAAAAUAUAACUCUAUUCUUAAGGUCACAGAUAAGUUCACUUUUAAUGGCCCAUGUAAAUGCCCUGGCUGGAUCAAGGCAGAAAGAUUUGGCAUAAAUUUAGCCAAAAUUAGAAAUAAUGAUUAAUAUUUUCUUCAGUUUUCUUCAGUUUGUUGUUGAUAUGAGCACAUAUCGAUUUGCAGCUAGAAAAAUUAUGAUUGGGCAUGGCAGAUAAAUAUUGUCUUAGAUUUGAAGAUAUAUAUGAACCUUCUGUGAUAUCUUUAAACCUGGAAAUAACAAGUACAGCAAAGAGGGUUAUAUAGAUCUGCAUUUGAUUAAUUUUAUGCACUGGGAAAGCACAAGCAUGCCCACUAUAUUGUGUGCCUCUCUGUUCUUUCCUCUCUGUAAUAUAUCUAAAAUGUCUCAUGGCUUUGCCAGUAUAUAGCCAUUUGCUUUAGCUAAGAAUAACUUUCUGCUAGUUUUCAUUUAGCAUGGUGUUUGUAUUGAACACAGAUUAUCUUACAAAGAUAUAUGGCACACUCUGUCCUCAGGAAUUAGCUAUUUCAUGAAUGUUGGUUGUCUAUAUUUUCAUAUUCUAAAUAUUUGUCUUUCCAAACAGACAAACAGUCUAAAUGGGUUGUGCAUGAAAGCUGUAUUUGUGAAUUCUUCAAAGCUGCAGAGCUUCAGAAGGUAGCAUCUGUGCAAAAGUGCUUUAGAUCAUUGCUGAUCUUGUCUGUAACAGCUUUGGUCUAUGCAUGCACCUUUAGAGAGGCUGCAUGGGCAGAUAUACCGCUUUUUUAAAUACUACAAAUAAUUACCAGUCCAAAAUGUCUUAAUUAUUGUUCUCUGAACACCAGUGUCUUGAUAUAUUCAAAAGGAUUUUUCAUUCCAGAAAUAAAAAAAAUGCAUCUACUAUUUACCAUUCUUAUUUUACUGCAUUUUUAAAUUUGUGCCUAAUGUGUGAGGUCAGAAUUUGGUGAUUUGAAAAAGAAAAACAAUUAUUUUUACAGAGCUCAAUUCAAGAGUCCUGUUGUAUCAGCCUCAAAAUUACAUAGUUCCUUCUUCUGCUGAAAAAGAAUGAAUCACUAUAGGGAAUGACCUAUGCAGACCGCUGUAUAGGGAGUGACAGUCCACUGUGGCCUAUCAAAUUGACUUUAGACUGUGAAUGUCCAUCAAAAGGCUGAUAUGGUGACUGCUAUAUUUAGGCAUUCUGUGAAAGUGCUCAGAUUAGCAAACAGGGCACACAUGUAAUAUGCAUCUCUUGAUCUCCCUCCCUCACCCCCAUUUCCACACCCAAAUAUCAUUCAAGACUUGGAACAAAUUUUGCAAGUGAUCUUAAGGCUAAAGUUUCCAUGAAGAUAAUGAACUGUAAUAGCGUUUCCUUAGAAAUAUAGUGUUUUGUUAUUAUAUAAAAGAACCCAAGUAACGUGCAUUUCAAAAGAUGGAUCCCUAAAGGCUUCUUCUAAGGAAUGCUCUGUAGAAAGAAAAUUAGCUUGGGUACCAUGGUGUUACAGCUACUGUUGGUUUUUCCAUUUGUAUUUGUAAUAUUUUGCUCUUACUUGCUGGUUCAUCCUAAGUAACCAAAAUAAUGUAAGUAAUUACAAGUAGUCUGCUUUGGGGGAUUAUCACAUUUUGACUUGUUCCACUGUAAACUACAAAAGUUUGUAUUAACUGAGAGAAUUUAUAGGGUAAUCUUCAAUAUGGAAUACAUUGUCAUUGAUCUAUUCUCGUUUAUAUUAUUUUAUGAAAUUAGUUCUUCUUUUAAAUUAUGUCAUAAUCUAGUUCAUUCAAUGGCACAUAUACAUUAACAGUUCUUUCUUAUUUUUCAGUUGAAAUGUCUCUUAAGAAAAGAAAAGACAAUAUUAUAUGGCUACUCUGAUGUAGAUAAUUUCAGUUUAGCUUCAGUUUAGUUACUAAACCAUUGUAAACUAGCUCUCUGAAAUGUGGUGGGCUACAGCUUUAUAAAACUACAUUUAACAUAAAUAACUAAAUUAGAAACCUAAUGAUAAGACUAAAUGGAUUCUGUAUUAAAUCUCAUAUAAGUAGGGACCUAUCGAAAUCAUGAUUUCAUGGAUUUUGCUCUAAAUACCAAAUCCAGUAUUGCCUGCAAAAGCAGACAAUGUCCACAAAAUCCACAAAAAAAAAUUUACUGGCUCCCCAGAGGGGUGCGUGAUGGGCAGCCUUUGCAAUCAAUCAGUAUGGAGGGGCAGGGCCACGGGGGGCCCUCGGCCAAUCAGAGGCAUGGAGGGGGGUCGUCAGCCACAGUAGGCCCUCAAAAAUGGCAGCCAGCCCUGAAAUCUGCCUGAGAAAUCAGACGGCUGCCUCCUCAAGUUGACUCCUACAAAGAUACAAAUAGAUGAAAGUACAGCCUAGUUUGGUUUAUAGAAUCACCUAAAAUUCCAAAUAAAACAGUAUAAUAUGCCAAAGGAAAUCUUUCCUUUUGGUAAAAUUAUCACAUGAGACAGAGAAGAUUGUUCAGGACAAAGAUCUGAAAUUUUUACAGUCCCCAUAUCUUAAUAAUGUUUACAUAAUUUACUUCUGAGACUAAAAAUUACAGGGAGUUUUGUAUCAAAGCAGGCUAUUGUACUUGGAGAAAUCCAAUACUUUUGUCUGUCACAUCAUAUAACGUGGCUAGUUUAGCUAGAAAUAUCCUGUAAAAGGUUACACUUUCAAAACCACAUAAAAAAACUUAGGGACCUAAGCCCCAUUUAAAGUCACUUAAGCAGUUUAAAAACACCUUUGAUUCUUCCCAUACUCUACCUAUGUAGUUAAAUAUUUUACAGUGUUGGAAACUAACAAUCCAAAGCUGUAGGAAUUCACUUACCAAGCAAUAUGGAUCUCCCACUGGCCUGAGUGUGUGUUGGUUUGGACUCUAUAUCAGGGAUGGGGAAAAUGCAGCUCGGGGGCCAGAUGCAGCCCGCCAGGCCAUUCUAUCCGGCCUGCGGGGCCUCUAAAAAAUUUAGAAAAUUAAUAUUUAUCUGCCCUAGCUGCCUACCAUGCAGCCCUCGAUGGCUUGCCAAAACUCAGUAAGUGGCCCUCCGGCCAAAAUAAUUGCCCGCCCCUGCUCUAUAUCAUGCUAUGGGCAAAUGUCUAGUGUGAGCAAUGUCCUCAGCCUCAUCUGGAUGGCUUGAGGACAUUGGUAAGAUAUAGUAUCUUUCAUCAUCAGGUAACUAAGCAGAUCCAACAUAGGUGUUAUCCAAUGAAGCCUUCUCAGUAACUUUUGUGAGUCAAGUCCACUCCCCAGAAAAAUGACUUAUCACAAAGGUGUGAGACAGUGCUGUGCCAUGGAUACCCUGUCCUAGCUCUGGAACUGGAAGCAGCUGAGGGAAUUAAAUCAGAUCCAGUGCAUGAAGGAAACACCAGGAGUGGCAUUCAAGUGUGGACCUACUGGUAAUGGUCCAGAGCUAGCUUGUGCAGAACUAGUGUUCUUUUUCUUUGUUUUUGUCCUGUAAAGUAGUAUCCAAAAGGAGGAGGGAAAAAUGUCCACCAGAAAAGGUUCCCUUGUUAUCAUUCACAUCAGAGAAGCCAUAGUAGUGAAAAAGCAAAAUUACUGAAUUGUCUCAUGUUCUUCCAUGUCAGGAUGCACUUUGAAGGAGUAGUGUAGGGAAGCAUGCACUGCUGCUAGCUGCACUGUUAGGUAUUAGUCUCUAGAAUUGCCCAUGCAGUGCUAAAUUUUCUCUCACUCACAUGCAGUUUAAUCACUCUUAAACUACUGUAUUUGCAGGGAUCUUUGCCCUUCUUUAUAAUUGUAACAUAAAACUCAACAUUAUUGGCCUCAUUUUGAAAUGAUCAUGGUGAUUUUGAUUUAUGCUGAAAAAUUCAUCCUAUUGACAUUGUAAAUUUAUUUCCUAGCAAUUUCUAUUGGCAUGGUUUGGCAUUACCUUGGCAUGACAGCACAACUUGGCAAUGACAGCACAACUUCAUCAUGAUAGCACAACAGUGGAAUGUAUAGGAAUCAUUUUGCUGUUUCCUAUUAUAGAGGUAAUUUUUUAAUGCAGCAUGGUAAUUUAGCUAUGAAAUGUUAAGUAUUCAUAUAACUGAAGCUGUCUGCACUGCAUUGAAAAAUGUACCUUAUAAUAUCGCCAUUGGCUUGCAGUAACUUUUUGUCAUAGCCUUUGUAUGGUAAUAUUUACAUCAUUGUUUUUCAUUGAUAUUGCCAUGAAUUUAUGAAGAUGCCAAUUGAUAAGAAAUUGGCAUUGAACCCAAUGCAGUCUAAAGAAGAGAAAAAAUUAACUUCUGAGAAUGUGAUAAUUGCUCUUUUAAUAAAUGGGGAGAAAAGAAAAAAAAAUCAAUUUUUUAAAUUUUGUGUUCAACUUAGAUUACUCUGAAUUUUGUAUUUGUACAAUCUGCCAAACUGUUUAUUCUGAUUUCUACCUAGGUUAGUAUCACUGAAAUUUCAGUUGUUUGAAGAGAAUCUUGUGUAGAAAAUAAAAUCUUAGUAAAUAACAUAGUUACCAGUAAAUCAUUUUUACUCUAAUAGUCCUGGCUGACUUGCAAUAUCACGAUAAAAGAUUUCUAAAUAAAUAUGUGUAUAUAUUUGAAAUUUAUGUAAUAUUUAAAUACAACUUGCUUUCUAAGUAAAGAAUUAGAAUAAAAUGUCCUCUAUUUUUUCUAUUUACAAGUCCAAACUUUGUAAGUACUAUUUAAAAUAAAAUUGCAAUAAUUACCACAAAAUGUUUUUAAAAAAUUGACUUUCAAGUACUACAUGCUAAAAUUCCCCCUGGUCUGUGAAUUAUUCAUUUUCUUUUUAGGUUUCAGAUAAGUUUUUAUGACCCAAUUAAUACCCUUAAAUUUAAACAGUUUGCACAGAAAAAUGUUUAUUUGACAUAUAAAGACAAAGGCUUUUUUUUUUUUUUCCUGGAAAGUGGCUGAUCUCAUUAACUGUUGUAAGACACUUUUGGCAUAAAUUUGUCCUUGAGAUGCUGUUUACUUUAUUAAGGUUUACAUGUACAAAUGCAACUACUUAUUGUAUCAUACACAUUUUAAUAUUGCAUUUUUUCAGUAAUAAACUUGGAUAUCUUUAAA